Molecule: messenger RNA, 1195 nt
Organism: Mytilus trossulus (common blue mussel)
Lineage: Eukaryota; Metazoa; Mollusca; Bivalvia; Mytilida; Mytilidae
Product: lysophosphatidic acid receptor 6-like
Exons: 1
Coding region: 1-1179 (392 amino acids)
Biological process (GO): G protein-coupled receptor signaling pathway
Cellular component (GO): plasma membrane
Molecular function (GO): G protein-coupled receptor activity
Source: RefSeq, a predicted model, not a curated record
AUGAAGACAUUAGAAUCAAUUGGUCCCUUAUCGAAUUUGACAACAUUCAACUGCAAUACAUCAUGCUCAAAUACAACAGAAGUACCUGAAAUAUUCGGAAAAACCAUUUAUGACGACGUACUUCUCGGUUUAGAAUAUAUAGAUGUUUUCUUGUUGCCAACCUGUCUUAUCCUCGGAGUUGGUGGAAACUUUAUCACCUUGAUCGUAUUGAACAACAAAACCUUCUCUAACUGGACGUCGAAAUACUUCCUCGUGGCUCUGUCAUUAUCAGAUAAUCUACUUCUUCUUACUCAACCAUUCAACAAACCAGUCGUGUUGAAUUUGUUCGGCAGAGAUUACCGUGCACUUUCGAAAGUAGGUUGUAAGCUUUACUUCUGGUUCUUUAAAAACGGUAAAAUGACGUCAUCUUGGUUUGUUGUAUUACUUUGUGCUGAGCGUUUCGUUGCCGUGAAAUAUCCAUUCAGAGUUAAAACCUUAUUUUGCAAACGGAAUGGUUUAAUAGCCAUUGCUGCAGUUUACAUAGUACAAGGAGUGUACAAUGGAGCAUGGUCAUGGGCUCAUAAUAUUCUUGAAGAUGGUCGAUGUUAUCCUGAUGGAUUUGAUAAAAACGACCCGGAAGCUGCCAUUUUAUUUCGGAACAUGUUGAUAGUAGGUUGCUGCCUUUAUUCAUUUGUUCCAAUUGUCAUAAUGGUAACACUUACACCUAUGAUAAUUGCAUCUCUUCAGAGGAGAGCGAAAAAAAGACAGGAAAUGACACGCAAUCAAGGAAAAGAUAUCGAAAUUGUCAAGAUCACAACUAUGUUGCUAUCAAUCGUAAUUACAUACAUAGUAUGCGUUGCACCAGUUACACUGUUGCACUUACUUUCGUUUUUCCAGGGCGUCAAAUCAUUUGGAAACAACCCGAAACCAUUCCUUAUCUUCAGAAACGUUUCGCAGAUUCUAGAGCAACUGAACUACACUAUCAACUUUUUUGUUUACGUCGUUGCGAACCGCAGAUUCCGAGGAGGUGUUGUUAAGCUGUUUGAGUGUAAGAAAUUAUCACGCAGUGGAUCUACAUUUAAUUCGACCUCAAGUCUAUCGAAAGGGCGGGUGUCGACAAUAUCUAGGCCACACCGAUCAGUUACAUCAGAUUACGUCACUUCCGGUAGCAUUAAAAAACCUAAUGAUAAUAGUGGAUGAUGAUAAUCAUUUAUGU